AAGCGAGUGAGUGUCCGAACCAACCAAAGAAAGAAAGAAAGAAUAGAAGACACAUCACAUUCACAUACAUACAUUUGGACAUACUCCACACACACUCUCUCUCUCCUCUAUUUCUGCUCUCAAAUGUAGUGGUAAAUCUUGUCCAAAUUGUACCUUCUGUUUCUGAGCUGCUUUUUGGGACUAUUUUUGGGAGAUGAAUAAAGAUAAACAACCAGAGCCAUUGGAUUUCUUCAUUUGGACUGUUGAGGAUGUUGGAUUGUGGUUGGAAGAGAUAAAUCUUGGUAAUUACCGUCAAGUUUUUGAAAAUAAUGGUGUUAAUGGGGAGUACCUGGAGAGCUUGUCCAUGUUUACAACUGAGCAGAUUUUGAGGUUUAUAAGGCGAUGCCAAAUGAAAUGGGGUGACUUCAUCACAUUGUGCAAGGAGCUCAGACGCAUUAAAGUGGCAUGUCUCAAGGGCGAGCAAGAAGUACGCCGACCAUGGUGGGCCCCUGCAUGCUUGUCAAUAGUUUUUGUUAAGGUCGCAAAACGUAAUAGACAAUCUCGUGUUGUUUCACUGAAGCUAGAACCAUGAUCCUAGCUUCACUUCUGUGUAUCACUUUUUUUCUUCUUUUUCUUAUUUACCGGAAAAAAUGUAUGUUCUAUAUUACUCUAAAAAAUCUGACAAGGUGUUGUACUAGUUUUCACUUAGGAGAAGUCUCCUUAUAUAUAUAAAUUUGUCAUUACAUUGUCAAUGUACAUGUGUUCUUCUUCUCUACUAGUUACUUCUCUGGUGUUGUUUGUUAUAUAAAGGUCAUAGUUGGUAAUAAUAAUACAAUGUUUUGAA
Molecule: messenger RNA, 823 nt
Organism: Papaver somniferum (opium poppy)
Lineage: Eukaryota; Viridiplantae; Streptophyta; Magnoliopsida; Ranunculales; Papaveraceae
Exons: 4
Coding region: 194-571 (125 amino acids)
Molecular function (GO): protein binding
Source: RefSeq, a predicted model, not a curated record